This is a messenger RNA of Silurus meridionalis, 3386 nucleotides long. RefSeq names its product adenosine monophosphate deaminase 3b (gene ampd3b). Gene Ontology annotation, cellular component: cytosol. Gene Ontology annotation, molecular function: AMP deaminase activity. The transcript is spliced from 15 exons. The record is from RefSeq and is a predicted model, not a curated record. Gene Ontology annotation, biological process: IMP salvage; AMP metabolic process. The coding region runs from base 365 to 2668 and encodes 767 amino acids. NCBI's taxonomy places the organism in Eukaryota, Metazoa, Chordata, Actinopteri, Siluriformes, Siluridae.
UAGUGAUCUUUAUGGAAUAAGCAAACUCUUCAUAGUUACUUGUGUCUUGAUUGACAUUAGCACAGUACAUUAUUAUCUAGUACAUCAAGUCUUCUCCUGCCAAUUCUCCCAUCAUUCAAUUCCAAAUACUGGACGUCAGGGAAUUAGAUGUCUUUAUGCUGCCAGCAUUUCAGCACCCCCCCUCCCUAAUGACUGCCAGUUAUGCCAUGAGAAAGACUCUGUGUACUGAAUUGACAUGACGUUGUCAGUGUCAGCCUCUUUAAAUAGAGAAGGAGACGGACACUCAAGACACUGAAAUGCUAACAUUGAUUUGAUGUGCAUUAGACAAUAAGCACUAAGCACAGGAACUUUUUAAAGCAAAAUAAUGGCAAGGAUGGCUUCAGAAGAAAUGCCGCGGCAGUUCCCGAAGAUCUCCUUGUCCGAGGUGGAUGAGCAAGUGAAGAGGCUAGCUGAAAAGGUGUAUGCAUCAGCAAUACAUGAGGAGAACACCAAAGAUGUUAUGUCCUUGUUUACUGUGCAUGAGGACUGUCCCAUUGGCCUCCAUCAAGCUAAGGAGCGAGAGCUGCGUAAAGAGCUGGCUGAGGAUAAUUCUGAAGAGAGCGUUAAACGGAAGAAAAGUUUGAGGCUGAUCCGUUCCCAGUCUAUAUCUUUACAGAUCCCUGGGGCAUCUGAGUGGGCAAAGACGGUCAUUGCUCCUCUCCUCACCCCAGAUAUACCAGAUUCUCCUGAAAUAAGCAAUGCCCCAGAGUUCCAGAGGGUCUCUAUCAGUGGAGACUACUGUUCAGGGAUCACAGUUGAAGACUAUGAGCAGGCAGCAAAAAGCCUGCUGAAAGCAUUAUUUAUCAGGGAGAAAUAUGCCCGACUGGCAUACCACCGUUUUCCCAGAACCACUGCCAAGUUUCUAAGGAGUGCCAAUAAUGACACCUGGAGUGAAGAAGAUGAUGUUCUGCCAGAUAGCACACCAUGUCCAAGUGAGGGUGAGGACCCAUACAGUAUGGAGGACAUCCCUCAGAACCUGAAUUACCUCCUGAAGAUGAAAGAUGGCAUCAUAUAUGUGUAUGAUGAUGCAGAAGCUUUGAGUAAAGACACGCCACACACUUUACCAUACCCUGACAUGGAGACCUUCUGUAUUGACAUGACUCAUAUCCUUGCCAUGAUUGCUGAUGGACCAACGAAGACCUAUUGUCACAGAAGGCUAAACUUCCUUAUGUCCAAGUUCUACUUACAUGAAAUGUUAAAUGAAUUGGCAGAGCUAAAGGAACUAAAGAGUGUUCCACAUAGGGACUUCUACAAUGUCAGGAAGGUAGACACUCACAUUCAUGCAGCAGCCUGCAUGAACCAAAAGCACCUGCUCCGGUUCAUCCAGGACACAUGCAAAAAAGAGGCAGAUCGAGUGGUGUUGGACAAGAAUGGGAAAAAGGUCACCCUAAAGCAGGUGUUUGAAAAUCUCCACAUGGACCCUUAUGAUCUUACGGUGGAUUCGUUGGAUGUGCACGCCGGCAGGCAAACAUUCCAUCGUUUUGACAAGUUUAACUCCAAAUACAACCCAGUAGGUGCGAGUGAGCUUCGCGAGAUCUACCUAAAAACUGACAACUUAAUUAACGGAGAAUAUUUUGCACGUCUUAUAAAGGAGGUAGGCCAUGAUUUGGAAGAGAGUAAGUACCAGUACGCAGAGCCCCGCCUCUCCAUCUAUGGCCGUUCUGCCAGUGAGUGGGAAAACCUAGCAAAAUGGUUCAUUCAGCAGAAGUUGUACUCGCCCAACCUAAGAUACAUGAUUCAAGUGCCAAGGAUAUAUGACAUUUUCAGAUCCAGGAAGAUCAUUCCAAACUUUGCCAAGAUGCUCGAGAACAUCUUUCUUCCUCUGUUCGAGGCUACUGUUAACCCUCAGAAGCACAAAGAAAUUCACGUUUUUCUGAAAUAUGUGACAGGCUUUGACAGUGUGGAUGAUGAGUCCAAACAUAGUGAUCACAUGUUCUCCUAUAAGAGCCCUAAACCAGAGGAAUGGACCAUGGAGGAAAACCCACCUUACAGUUACUACCUCUUCCACAUGUAUUCCAACAUCAUGGUGCUGAACAACCUGCGAAAGGAACGUGGCCUCUGUACUUUUCAGUUCCGUCCUCACUGUGGAGAAGCUGGCUCCAUUACUCACCUGGUGUCCGCCUUCCUCAGCGCUGACAACAUCUCUCACGGCCUCAACCUGAAGAAGAGUCCUGUGCUGCAGUACCUUUAUUACCUUGCCCAAAUACCCAUUGCCAUGUCUCCUCUGAGCAACAACAGCCUGUUCCUGGAGUAUUCUAAGAACCCAUUAAGAGAGUUCCUCCAUAAGGGCCUGUGUGUCUCACUGUCCACUGAUGACCCCAUGCAGUUCCACUACACCAAAGAGGCGCUAAUGGAGGAGUAUGCUAUCGCAGCACAGCUGUGGAAGCUCAGUACUUGCGAUGUCUGCGAGAUUGCUCGAAACAGUGUCAUACAAAGUGGUAUCUCACAUCAGGAGAAGAAACACUUCUUAGGUGAGAACUACCUACAGGAUGGACCAGAGGGGAACGACAUCCGCCGUACCAAUGUGGCCCAGAUCCGCAUGGCCUUUAGGUUCGAGACUCUGUGCAAUGAGCUCAGCUUCCUGGUGGAUGCUUUUAAAUCUGUGUGCAUGACUGGAGAGAAAGCAUAAUUAUAUUAGGAUUUAUAGCAGUCAUAGAUGCAGAAAUAGAGAACCAGGAAGCCUAAGUCCGUUAUGAGCUCAUUGAAAAUAUACCAAUAGAACUUGAUUCCUGCAUACAGGAGUUUGUAUGCUGUUGGUGAUUGUACCAAGUCACACACGCACAUGCAUAAGUGCCUUACAGUUGAUUCAGUUCUCAACCUAUUCUGUUUAGAAAGGAAACAUUUACAGUAGAGAAAUAUAUACAAAAUACAUGCAUGAUUCCCAAAACAGACUAAGGGUUUAGUUUUACUUUGUGUUCUAUUACUUAAGUAUGAAUACAAUGUUGUUUUUUAAUAAAAAAUAACAAAAACACUUCUGUAUGCAUUAGUCAAAUAAAUGCUUGAGUUGAGUUACUAAGUACCUUGUUAAACUUGUAAAACCGCAAUGCUUGGGGUUGUUUUUUUUUGUGUGAACUUCUUGUGUGAAAAGUGGAACAAUGCUUUGUCUCUUUUAUUCUGAGCUGUGCCAUUUUGUUCUACCCUGUGAGAAACACAGCAUUUGCACAAUGUUGUUAAUGUAGAAAUGUUACCGGACCAGGAUCUGUUUUCUUUUUGUUUGCAUUUUUCUGUUUUUUUGGUACUUACAGAGAUCUGAAAACUGUCUAGCAGUAAAGGUGUGCUCAACAAUGGUGUGCUUUCGGGUUUAAGGACAAGCUUUUUACAUUUAAUAAACAUUCUUUGCAAAUAAA